Messenger RNA from Prunus mume (Japanese apricot), 1305 nucleotides. RefSeq lists its product as uncharacterized. The record is from RefSeq and is a predicted model, not a curated record. Gene Ontology annotation, biological process: asymmetric cell division. NCBI's taxonomy places the organism in Eukaryota, Viridiplantae, Streptophyta, Magnoliopsida, Rosales, Rosaceae.
AUGGAUUUAUGGGUGCUAGCAGCAGCAGCAGCUACUGAGGCUGCUUAUGUAGCAAAGUAUUGUUGGCAUAAAUGGCUUUUCAAGGAAGGUUUAUCAGAAUCGGUUCAUGUUCAUGGGCAAUCCCAGAUUCUUGGUGAUUCAGUAAUCGAUUCAGCUUCUGCUAGUGGUGGUGGUGAAGAGCAUUUGGCUCCAAAAGAGAUGAAAAAAACUGGGCAUAGGAUGGAGGAGCUGACUGAGUCUUCUGGUGAAUUGGUUUCUGAUUUUGUUGUGACAGGAAAGGCUGUGUAUUAUUUUCAUGAUAGACUAAAGAAAAGCAGAUAUCUUGGAAUUAAAUCUAAUGGGUAUUCUUAUAAAGCUCUGGAUUCCACAGAAAAUUGCUUUUUGGCUCAGGUGGUGUUGUACAGGGAACAUGCUAGAGUGGAAGAGGAAGUGGAUGGUUCCUGUGCAUGGUCAGCAUCAGCAUCACCAUGUGUUUUGACAAUGAGGCCAUUAUUGGUUAACAAUGGGAGGCAAGUAAUUGGCUUUGCAAGUGUUGAUUUCAAUGAGGUGUGGUUGGAGAGUGAGGAAAGAGAGCUUGAAAAGAAAUGUGGCUUGAAAGAGAAGGCCCGGCGGCAGCGGCAGCAGAGGCAGAGGCAGAGGAGAUGUAGCAGCUCAACUACAUGGGUGUCUGGUAGACCGUUUCACUCACAAGGUUCACAAUAUGGAAUGCUUCUUUUACUUAUUGGAAUCACAAUUGGAAUAAUGUAUACUAUUAUUGCUCAUAAAAGAGAAGUUGACAAGUUAAAUGAGUCGCUGAAGCAGACGCAGAAGUUGGUCCAAGAUUUGCAUAAGGAGGAGGAGGCAGAGAUGAAAGAUUCAUUGAACUUGAAGGAGCUCAGUAAUUUGGGUUUUGAGUUCCAGGGAACUGACCAGACGGUAGAUGAUGAUGCUGAAGCUAUGAGCAAAAUUGAGGCAGAGCUCCUAGCUGAACUAGAGCUUUUGGAACUAAACGUUAACACAUACAGCUUAAGCAGAACACCAGAUAUUGUGGAGCUGGAUCCUGACUUUGUAGCAGAUGUUGUUGAGGAAGAUCUGAGACUUGACAGGGUCAAUUGGGAACCUGCUGGCAGUUCAUCAGUCUCAAGUCAUGAAGAAGCUGUGUGCCCUAGGGAGCUGAGUUUGCGUCUCCAUGAGGUGAUCGAGUCAAGGCUUGAAGCACGUAUCAUGGAGCUUGAGACAGCACUUGGAGCUAGUCAAAAGAGGGUGCAUUCAAUGGAUUUUGAACAUGUAAAAUCUCUGAGGGACUUCAAUGAAUUUAACAGAUAG